This is a messenger RNA of Nymphalis io (European peacock), 1247 nucleotides long. RefSeq names its product ecdysteroid-regulated 16 kDa protein-like. Lineage: Eukaryota; Metazoa; Arthropoda; Insecta; Lepidoptera; Nymphalidae. Bases 108 to 548 code for a protein of 146 amino acids. The record is from RefSeq and is a predicted model, not a curated record. Gene Ontology annotation, molecular function: sterol binding. The transcript is spliced from 4 exons. Gene Ontology annotation, biological process: intracellular cholesterol transport.
ACCAUAUUAUAAAGGACGCGACACACAGUCCAUCCGCUAGGUCAGUCUGCCGCCAACGCGCGAGUCGAACUUACGUUAGCGCGCGAAUUUACUAACAUCAAAACAAAAUGUUGUUUUUAAUUACUGUUGCAGUAAUACUGGCCAGUGCGCAAGCUAAAUUUUACACGGACUGUGGUUCAAAACUAGCGACGAUUCAAAAAGUUGAGAUCAGUGGCUGCGCUGAAGACGCCAAGGAGUGCACUCUCAGGAGGAACACUAAUGUUUCUAUCUCCAUCGACUUCACGCCUUCUGUGGACGCAAAAGCUCUGGAGACCGUAGUCCACGGUAUCAUAAUGAACCUGCCGGUUCCUUUUCCUCUCCCACAACCAGAUGCUUGCAAGGAUAGCGGACUAGUUUGCCCGAUAAAGUCUGGCGAGAAAGUAUCCUAUAGAUCAACGAUGCCCAUUCUCAAAUCUUACCCCAAAGUCAAGGUCGGUGUCAAGUGGGAAAUGCAGAAUGAUGAAGAAGAAGACUUGAUCUGCAUACUCAUAGGAGCCAAAAUUAAUUAAAUAAAAAACUCUUAGCCAGUAUUCUACUAUUUUGCUGUUUAUUUUAAAAAAAUGAUUUAAUAAUUUUAUUUAUUACAAUUUAAUAAAAAAAAAACCUCAAAGAGAUAUUUUCGUAAAGAAAUACUUAGCUUUUGGAAUUAAUUAUGAUGAAGCACUGAAUCCAAUAAAAAAAAUAGUAGAUACUUAGUAUUUCAGUAUGAUAAUAAUUUUAACAAAUCAAUAAGUGUAACAGUUACUAAAAUGUUUGGAAAAUAUGAAGAAAAUUGUCUGACGUGUAACGACCUUAUGUCACAUUUAUUAAAUAAAAUAACCUUUGCCGUUUUAGUUUACUUAGGUUAAAUAUCAAUAAUAAAUGCCUUAUUAAGUUAAGUUACAAAAUGUUUUUUUUUUUAAAACGUCAACGCUACGAAGCAUUGUUCAUCUCCGUCCUAUGUAAAAUAUCGUUAAAAUUAAAUAAUCUACGCUCUCUGGACGUAAUUAAAAGUUUUUUUUAAUUAAUCUUUUUACACAUACGUACUUUUUUAAAUUCAAUUUUUAAUUAAAUGAUUGUCGUCAUAUCUUUUUUAAAUUAUCAGUCAACAAUAAAUUCAAUCCUAAAGAAAUAAUUUAAAUGAAAAAUAUCGCGACAGAGUAUGGUCACCAUGUUGAUUAUUGUAAUAUGGGUAAUUAUUGAAAAUAAAACUUUAUCUGAGAAAACUA